UUCAUCAACAAAGAUAGCCAUGGAAUUCCUUGCCAUCUUUUUCGCUUUUACUUUGCUUAACACGUAUUCUUGUGCAUCUCCUGGAUUAGUUCUGGAAAACUACAGCCAGCUCGCACAAAAGUUCGGCUUGCCACCUCUCCCUCCACUCCCUAUAAAGUUCAACUUCUCGGACAUCUCCAAAGAAUGCCAUGAUACUGUUGUCAAGCUUUCACAAUCAGCGAGCGCAUAUUCCUACGUAGAUGCAAUCGGCAAACCUCAAAGUGGACUUUUCCUGGGAAACACUGGUUGGUUAGGAUCCUACAGUGAGUGUACUGAAACCAUUCCUGAUGCUCAUUAUUGUUUGGCCUACCUAUCAUUUACACAGCCCCCUUUAAAUAUCACCAAGUUGUUUCCUGUCCGCUGGGGACUUUGUGCACCAAAACAAUGCAGCGAAGAGGAUGUUACUAAAGGUCUACAAGAUGUGUUUACAGGAAUUAAUAAAUAUGCAAAUAAGACAGAAGUAGUGUUAAGGCCAGCACAACAGCAAUUGCCAGGACAAGAUGCAAGUGGAAAACCUGUUCACUGCAGCAUAAAAUCAGAAUACACAACAGGAGCAAUACUCACUUUGAUUUUGUGUGGUCUAAUCCUGUCCCUCUGCCUCAUGGGGACAAUUCUUGACAUUGUGAUUACUUUCAUGAAGAGACCAUCAGUGCCUGUCAGCAAAAGUAAUGGCUUCAUGCCAAUCAGAGAUGAUUCCUUACCAACCCUUCAAGGCCAGGGGUCUGAUUCAUUUGCACAGAGUGAUCGCAGCAGUGUACACCCACCUUCUGAUGAGGCAAUUGGUUCAUCAACCUGGUUAUCAAGCUUUCCUUUCCAGAAAAAUGAGCCAAAUGUAGUGGUGCAGUUUUUCCUCUGUUUUUCCUUAAUUCAAAACACAAGCCGUAUCAUGGACACCAAAGUCCCUGCCAGCGCCAUCACAUCAAUCAAUGGAAUGAGCGUGAUUAGUAUGUGGUGGGUGAUCCUGGGACAUGUGUAUGCUUUCCAAUUAGGAUCCUCUAUUAGUAACUUUGUGUUAUUUUUCCAAUUACUUCAACGGUUCACGUUUGAAGCUAUUGGAAAUGCAACCUUUUCAGUGGAUAGUUUCUUCUUUCUGAGUGGUCUCUUGGUUUCCUAUUUGUCAUUGCGUCAUAUGGAGAAGAAAAAUGGACAACUGCCACUCUUUAAGUACUAUUUUCAUCGUUUUUGGAGGUUAACUCCAGCUUAUAUGUUCGUUUUGUUGUUUUACGACAAACUGAACGGAUUUCUCGGCGACGGCCCUCUUUGGUAUCAAGCCCAGGCAAAGAACCCGUGUGACAAGUACUGGUGGACCAACCUACUCUAUAUCAACAACUUCUAUCCAACUAGUUUUGGCGCAUCGUGUUUUAACUGGAGCUGGUACCUAGCGAAUGACAUGCAGUUUCAUAUCAUUGCCCCCGCUGUGCUCUUUGUGGCGUAUAGGUUUCGAUGGCGGGGACUCAUUGUGUUUGUUGCUGUGUUACUGAGCAUCAGUUUUACCACCACAGCUGUUAUUUAUGCUCACUACGACCUUCCUGCUGUAGUAAUCAGUAAAGCGGCGAUAGAUGCUGGGGAGCGCGGUGUGGAUUCCAUGUCUCUGACCUAUGUCAAGCCCUAUUGUCGUAUUUCACCGUAUCUUGUUGGCAUAGUCACGGGAUACUUACUUCUUAACGUAAAGGACUGGAAACUUCCCACUAAGGUUCAGACGUACUUGUUCAACAUGGCUGGCUGGUGUGUUGCCAUUGUUCUCGCUCUCUCUACUCUCUAUGGUCAGUACAAAGCCGUAAGGAAAGACAACCCCGUGCAAUUCUCUCGUGCUGAGAAUAUUAUCUACGGAACUUUUUCACGAUUCGCUUGGAGCCUGGCACUAGCCUGGGUGAUUUUUGCUUGCCAUAACGGGCUUGGAGGCUUGGUGAAUAAACUCCUGUCCGCUCGAUUUUGGAUUCCAUUAAGCCGGCUGACGUAUUGUGCCUAUCUGGUUCAUCCCAUCAUCAUCUUCGCUCUGUUUCAGUCGUACGAGACUGUUCGUGCAUAUUCUGAUGUGCACCUUGCAUUUUGUUUUGUGGGUGUACUGGGCAUUUCGUAUGCAGCGGCCUUUAUUGUGUCAGUGUGUGUGGAAUAUCCCAUGAUGCAACUAGAGAAGUUUAUUUUUAAAAGCGACAAGUGAGCUCAGGUGUCAUGGAUGAAAGUGUGUUGUUUAGACCACCCGUGCCUGUGCUACAGUUCAACCAGUAUUGACAGAUACGUUAUUACCAACACUCAAUAGUAUAUUUUUGUUAUUCUUUUAUUGACAUUAAUACGAUAACAUAAAUACGAAUCACGGUAAAAGUAUAUUUGAAUAUAAAAUUGAUCUUAUUAUUAUCAUUAUCUUCGCAGUAAUGUUCACUACUUAAGCACUAGUGAAGAAAAAAAAAGCCUGACAAAAAUUCAGGCUUGUCAACUUUCGUACAAUUCAGACCUGUCAACUUCGCUCGAAUCGUCAGCUUUGAAACUCUCUACGGUGGCAAGUUCAGUACAUUAUCAACUUAUCUGAUAAAAUCUAAAUUAUGUUGUUAUACUCUCCCACCGACGCAGCACCACAGUUUCGAUACUUACCCCCUUUGUAAUUUUCUUACAGGCCUAAAUUUUUUUUCAGGCUUCAUUUUCACAACUUCUUAAGAAGUGUACAUUACUGCGAUGAUCACUCACGUAUUCGUUUAUUAAUCCGCAGUUCACAGCCAAGU
Stylophora pistillata is the source of this 2756-nucleotide messenger RNA. RefSeq names its product O-acyltransferase like protein. Gene Ontology annotation, molecular function: acyltransferase activity, transferring groups other than amino-acyl groups. NCBI's taxonomy places the organism in Eukaryota, Metazoa, Cnidaria, Anthozoa, Scleractinia, Pocilloporidae. The record is from RefSeq and is a predicted model, not a curated record.